This is a messenger RNA of Racocetra persica, 225 nucleotides long. The record is from the annotation of a GenBank genome assembly. NCBI's taxonomy places the organism in Eukaryota, Fungi, Glomeromycota, Glomeromycetes, Diversisporales, Gigasporaceae.
AUGCUUUGUGAUCAUGCACGUUGGGUUAAACAAGAAUACGAAAAAGAUGAUCUUUUACUGAAAAUAAAAUCAAAUAUUUUUUGUCGAGUUUCUAAUGGGUCUGAGAGUUCUCUUGUUGAAGCUAUCGCACACUUAAUCGAGGCUUCUUUACGCCAGUUACCACUUGAAUAUGAUGUUAAUAUGGUUAGAGAUAAAAAACAAAGCAUUGUUAGCAAGAAUCAGAAG